AUGCCUACAGUCGUCAAACCAAACCCACGCCUCGUUGGUGUGAACGCAGACAGCGUAGCAACCUCGGCAGCCGGCCUGCUUAAAUCGGUUUCAUACCACGACUUCUACCACAAUGACAUCCUGCGCACUUCUUUUGAGUCUCUGAACAUACAUUCAGGUGUCGUCGCGCGAGAGAACGGUUUCUCGAACACAAUUAUCCGCGCUUUUCAGCAAGAUCUGCACUUGACUCUGCGGCCAGAUGACGUGUGGCUGGCCGUCGUCGUGCAACUCAGCUUUUUCGUCAACGGCGGAGGUAGAGCCGAAACGCUUCGCGAUAAGUUUGUGCAACACGAAGGCCGUAGGCAUCUCGUCAUAGAUGCCCGGCCAGCUGGGUUAGCCGCAGUUGAUAUUAACGACGUCGUCAGUCAGCUUGUGCAGCUGGUGAAGGACGGUCUUCGAGACCCCGAGAUUGCGACUCGACUGCUACUCGAGUUCAGCACGACGACCGACGAUGAGCGGGCCACCGCUGCUAUGGCAUUCUUGGGUACCAUGAAGAAUUACUUCAGCUAUGAAGUCCGAAUCGGCUGCGGCUUCCCCUCAGUCACGUUACUGGGCGAACGGGAAGAUUGGGUCAAGAUGCUGGAUGGACUGGAAAUUUUGUCGUCGCUCAGUGAUGAGACGGUUGAGUGGACCGCCUGCUUGUCCAAAGUGCUUGAAUACAUGGUGGCCAGUUUCGACCGGCCGCACGACGAAGACGUGAAGAGCUUUUGGAUGCGCGCGGUCUACGAGUCUGGACAGAGAGGAUCCGGGACGCUAGUCACGUUUUCCGGCUAG
This is a messenger RNA of Colletotrichum karsti, 813 nucleotides long. RefSeq lists its product as uncharacterized. The transcript has a single exon. The record is from RefSeq and is a predicted model, not a curated record. Bases 1 to 813 code for a protein of 270 amino acids. NCBI's taxonomy places the organism in Eukaryota, Fungi, Ascomycota, Sordariomycetes, Glomerellales, Glomerellaceae.